AUGUUCUUGUUCCAACUGUCGACAUAUGAUUGGCUACCUGGGUUACGCGUGCCACGUGUCAGAAAUCAUCCACAUGCUGUUCUUCAUCAUCUAAAUCAUGUACCACAUUGGGAAGAGAGAACGGUAGAUUCAGUGUUGGCUGAAAAUAUCGGCGAGGGAACAAAAGAUAAUCCAUUUGUCAUCUAUCGUGAUACUCAUUCAAUGGGCACCGAUUCACAUCAACGUUUACGUUUUGUCUGUGUAUCUGAUACUCACAAUCAAAUUGACAAAUUGAUAAUUCCACAUGGUGAUGUAUUUGUUCAUUGUGGCGAUGCCGUCAACUAUAUGACAUGCACUCGUGAUUUAAUCAAUUUCAAUAAAUUUGUUGGCACCCUUCCACAUACUCACAAAUUAUUCAUCAGUGGUAACCAUUGUGUAUCUCUCAAUCCUAAACGACCAGAUCUUACGCAAAAAAUACUUAGUAAUAUGACUUAUAUUCAAGAUCAAGUCAUCGACAUUGAAGGCGUACGGUUUUACGGUAGUUCAUGGCAUCCAAAACGCGGCAUUUUAUAUAGAUCUAACGCGUUCGGCUAUCAUCACAAAAAGAUCCGAGCGGAUAAAUGGACGCAGAUUCCAGAAAAUAUCGACAUAUUACUCACACACAGUCCACCGUACAGUAUUCGAGACUACAAUCCGUUGAAUGCAAAACAUAUGGGUUGUCCAGGUUUACUAGAUGAAAUUGUCACACGAGUCAAACCUCGCAUUCAUCUCUUUGGUCACAUACAUGACGAUCAUGGUGCAAGUCUGUACAUAAGUGGAGACAAUCAAGCGUUAGCAGAAGACAACUCCAUAUCCUCAUCUCACGAUAUUCUCUUUGUGAAUUUAGCUAUUGAUCAUGGACAACGACUCGGUAAACCAGUUGUGAUCGAUUAUUUCUAUUGA
This is a messenger RNA of Rotaria sp. Silwood1, 921 nucleotides long. The record is from the annotation of a GenBank genome assembly. Lineage: Eukaryota; Metazoa; Rotifera; Eurotatoria; Philodinida; Philodinidae.